Molecule: messenger RNA, 4269 nt
Organism: Struthio camelus australis
Lineage: Eukaryota; Metazoa; Chordata; Aves; Struthioniformes; Struthionidae
Source: RefSeq, a predicted model, not a curated record
AUGUGUUAUCUCAUUGCAGACAUGGCAGAGCCAAUUCAGCAGCUCACUAGAAAUAACAGUCCCCAGGAGAGACAGACCAUCCCAUUCACUCUGAUCCAGCGCAAAGAAAAGCUUGGAGAUCUGCUUUAUGAAAAACGUCAGUAUGGAAAAGCCAAGUGGGCGUGUAUAAAAAUGAAGGAAAAACAGUACGAACAGAGCAUAUGCCUGGGAUUCAUGAAGCUCAUGAGGUACAUUUGCGAGCAGAAUUCCUCAGGACUGUACUUGGGGAUAACAGUACCCAUUGUGACUAUAGUGCAUACAAAUGAAUCUCAAUCGGAGAUGACACAGUCAGUGACAGUAGCAUACUACCUGCCUGAAGUACUGCAGGAUCAGCCUCCUCAUCCUUUUGACUCUGACAUAAUCAUUGAAGAGUGGCCUUCUACUAUUGUUUACAGUAGGAGCUUCAGAGGAAUCACCAAUGAAGACUCUAUAAUGAGGGAAAUAAACCUGCUGGCAGAAAUUCUGGAGAGCCCCGAGUUAUGUUUGCAGGAUACAUUCAUCAUUGCAGGAUAUACAAAUCCAGCUGCUGCUAACCGACUUAAUGAAAUUUGGUUCCUUCAGAGACCAUAGUCUCCCACUUCUAAUGCCUCUCCAGUUACAAGAUUCAGUUUUGACUUCAUGGCAGAAUUUUGCAAGUGAAUCACGUGAGACUAGAGGACAAACACUACAAGAAUUUAGAAAAGUGGCUUUUAGCCAAUUAGCAAGACAGUCAAUACAACUUAAUAAGCAUACAGAGGUAACAGCUGCUUGCUUUAUAGAGGUAACACCCAAAAUAUACACAAUUUCCUAUGUCAAAUGUUACAUUUUUAAAAUAAUUGCUAUGGAGACUUUUAGCACUUUUAAGAUUAGUUCACUUUUUUUUUUCCUCUCCAAAAGAUAAGGGAGAUAGAGACCUCUCCCCCCCCCGCUCACUUAUUAGCAUACCUAAACUGCUUGUGGCUUGGGACUGUCCUACGGGAGAUCCUGGAGCCUAUGCCCUGGGCAGGCCGUGCUGCACCAGCUGCAAAAAGGAUACUGUAGGGGCGUUAAAUGGGGGACACAUUAAAACCACCUCCCACAUGCAGACUGUGCUUCAAACAAUAAUUUUCAGGUCUUCAUUUCUGAAGAAUUUAGGUCACUGGGAUUAAACCACGGAGCAAGACUAGCCCAGUGCUGACUAGUUUCAAUACUGUCACCCAUGGAGCAGAGAUUCUUAACGUUUACCUCAAAGAGCAUUUAACCAAAGUACUUUUUUAACUAUGAGAAGAGACCAAGAAGUCAAAACAGUCCUAAUGCCCGUUAAACUUUUGAUAGCCAAAGUUAAGGUAUACCUUAAUCACACACUCAUAACAAUCUCAUGACUGUAUGUGGCGUCCACACAUAGAAAGUGCCCAUGCUCAACAGUUCAGCUUUCUGACUACUAUGGUUUUAUAACACAACUUUGCUGAAUGUUAAUGUGCUGCAACUGAAGUAAUCGGUUAACUACUUUUUAUGCUCAACUUUUCUAGCAGUGUUACAUAAUUAAAGUUAUAAAUAUGACACAAAUAUUUCAUAAAAUCAUAGAAAGACUUAGGUUAGGAGUAACCUCUAGCAGUCACUGGGUCCAACCCUCUGCUGAAAAAAGGCCAACUUGGAUGGUAGAGCAGGCGGCUAAAGGUCUCAUCCAGUCGAAUUUUGAGCAUCCCCAGGGAGGGGGGUCCACAACCCCUCCGGGCCGCGUUCCAGUAUUUGACCACUCUCACUGUGAGAAUUUUUGUCCUAGUAUCUAAUUUUGUGUGUUGCAACUUGUUUCCUUUACCCUUCAUCCAUAUGACAAAAGGUAAUUCUUCAAGUUAGAAAAGGACUAGUGUAGCAUGCUGUUGCUCAAAGACAAGCUUGUGUAAUUCUAAAUGCAUCAGAAAGUCUGAAAGCACCAUUCAAAUUUGGCUGCAUAUUACAAUUCAAGAGCACCAAAUGCACUUUAGAACCAGGUUAGCAAAUAAUUUUGUUCUUAGAAAUCCCUUCUUAACCUCUCCCCUUAAAGAUCUGAUAGUAGAGUUUACUCACAUUACUGAAUAUAAGUAAUUUAGUUUAUAUCAAGUGUCAAGCGUUAUAUAUCACCAGAAUUAUUUAUCAAUUACAAGAUUUAGGCUCUAGAGCUUGUGUGUUCUUCAGGCAAAACAACAUACAAUAUGACCACCAGAACCAGGGUUUGCUAGGGCAUAGUACUCUUAAUUGGCAAACCAAAUGGAUUUAUAUAGUACUUCUGUGAAAAAACCUACAGAUCGAGAACUUUAAGCCUCCUAGCUCCGCAAGGCUUUCUCCUGCACAAAGCCGACUUUAUUCUUCAAACUAAAACCUCUUACUGUGAAGCUGAACCCGAAAAAUACUGAUGGGAAGCUGGUUGAUCAUGCUUAAGCACGAUCAGGGUGCCCUCGAGUGGCUGCUCUCUGCAAAGAUGACUUCAGUAAAACAGCAAGGGGCGGCGGGGGAGGAGAAAAGCCUUAUUUUUAAACAUAAUUAAGCUGAUAGCGUUCGCAGAAAAAAAUGAGCAGUCCUCACUUCCUUCUUCUGAAUCUCUAAUUCCUCCAGCUUUUCAGACGCCUUGCACUGCUUCAACACAAACAUUUGCAUUGCCACAAAUUAACUGGAUGUUAGAGCUGAUCUCACUUGGGGGGAGAGGAAAUCUCAAGAGAUUGUGGUUUAUUCUUUGUUUUCUUCCCCGAAAGCAAGCUGUCUGAUCUGAUUUGCCAGGUGGCAACGCAAGUGCUUGUGUCAGUUGUGGCCAUAAGUAGGAACCACAGGGUAAACGCACGCCAAGGUAUCUCUUACUUAACAGGACAAGAGGAUGGCUAUACCUGUCAUAUAUUUUAUUCCUCUCAAUUUGUUAAAGACAUAGGAUCACAGCUAGGAAAAAAAUUAUGCAGACUUCCUUUUCAAUAUGUUCAGUCAGUCGUUUCCUGUCUGAUUACCCCUGAAGUUAGUGACCAACUAGAGCAGCUAUUUUAGCUUGGCUUUUUACUUUAACGUUUCUUCACUUUGUUAGAAACACCAGCCAGUAUUACAGUAAAAGCUAGUAAGUUAAUGGAAAACAAUAAAAACUUUCAAAGAACUGAGUUGAAUGGGGGAUUCAGGGAUGCAUUAAAUAACAGGUUUUGUUUUAGUCCCGCCCAAAGAAAAAGGUUUUGUUUUGUUUUUUUUAACUAUAAAGGCAAAUAAAAGAUACAUUUUGACCACUGACAAAAUCUUAUGGCAAAUUAAAGUAGUUUUUUCAAAUUGAUUACUUCUGACAGUUAUAGAAAUAAUACAGAUGCUUUGGUACAAGAAAUGUCUAAUAGCUAUAGGAAGCAAUUAAAUCCUCUCACCAGAAGGCAUCUAUUUGUAUAUAUUUUACAUUAAAAAACUGUUUUAAAGUGUUUGCUACAUAGUACAUCUCUUUCCAUAAGCAACCUUCACCUAAAUAUUUGUCUGACUCAGUUGCUUGUGGGUAUGGUAUAGAAACGUACUUGUUACUAAAAUAUAAAAAUGAGCUGUUUAUCUGAAUGUGCUGAUAUCCUAACCACAGCAAAACGUUCAGUGUUGUUUUACUUAAAACUGUGAAUUCCAAGAUAGUUUUUAUUUUGACUCAUGUUAGACUGCUUAUGCUGCUGAGAAAGAACCAGUUAAUCUUAAGUUUGAAGAUACACUUUAUGGCUAUGAAACACUGUACCACCGUCUAUAAAUGGCCCUCACGGAGCAUGGCACUAAGAACUGCAUUUCUUUUGAUUGAGAUACAGAGUGAGCGUACUUAAUAGCUACACCAAUAAAUGUCAUGGAAAUGUUACUAUUCCUCAAAAAUACCAUCUUAGAAAGCUUGAAAACUUUGUCAAGCCUGCUUACCUAGCUCCUAUUAUUAGAACAGGUAUUUUAAUAUCCUUCUAUCUCUCUACUUUGUAAGCGAUUAAAAACAAAAAUCCUUUGGCUAAUCUGAAGCACUUGAUUUGCACUACUAAAAGGAGAUAAUAAAAUAUAAUCCUGUACUCUAUAAUCCCGUAAAAUAUAAACCCGUACUUUUGAAAAUUAAAUGAAGUAGCCUAAGUAGAUGAAUGUUGUCCUGCAUAUUGUGUAUUUUUCAAACACGUAUUAGUGCCUAAAAAGUUUAUUCCAGUUAUUGUGAUACUCAGGGCCUUGCUUAUUGUAUGUAUACAAAUAUAAACUAUAAUUUUUCCAGCAUUGUUGAGUUGUGCUGUUUAACUCUGUCCUUCAUUUUCACUGAAAAGUUGUCUUGUUUAC